AUGGCUACCAGACCGCAGCCGUUGGGUGUGGAGCCGGAGGGAUCAGCAGAGCCGUUCCGCGGUCCUGAGGGGGCCGGAGGGCAGCACAUGUCCACAGAGAAAAUUGAAGACUUAAUGGAAAUGGUGAAAAGGUUGCAGAAAGUAGGAAGUCUAGAGCCCCGGAUUGAGGUCCUGAUCAACCGCAUUAAUGAGGUUCAACAAGCAAAAAAGAAAGCUGGUGAGGAGCUCGGAGAGGCCCAGACUGUCUGGGAUACCCUGCAGAAGGAACUGGACUCAUUACAUGAAGAGAAGGAGCGUCUGAAGGAUAUCUUGAACAAAAAGCAAGAAACCCUGAGGAUUAUGCGGCUGCACUGCCAGGAGAAGGAAAGUGAGGCAGAGAGGAAGCACAGCAUGUUGCAGGAAUGUAAAGACAGGAUUUCUUUCCUGAACUCUCAGAUCGACAAUGAAAAGGACAAACUAAGACGACUGAGGUUGGAUUUUGAAGAACAGCUGGAGACUUUGAUGAGCCAACAUAAGGACCUCUUGGAAUUUCAUAAGCCUGAACACUUGGCAAAGGAGACGGAUGAUUUGGACAGCAGCAAGGAGCAGCUGCUCAAGGAAGAGAAACUGAUCGAGUUAAAGCUGGAGGAUGUGAAACAUCGGCUGUUUGCUGUGUGUGGGCCUGAGGAGUCUUCCAGCUUUGCUGAUGGGCUCUUCCUCCGAAGCCACGAGGCAGCUGCAGCAAUGCAGAUGUUCAGGGAGGAGAACCAGAAAGCUGAGGAGCUCCUCGAGGCUGCAGCUCAGCACCACCAGCAGCUGCAGGAGAGGUGCCAAGAGCUACAGCAGAAACGGCAGAUGCUGAAAGAAGAAGUGGAAAAGCAUGGGUUACAGAUCCUUUCUCAAGUUCAGAAUAUGCAAGAUGAAGGAGACAGCUUACAGAGGAUGGCCAGUCCCAAGCCCUUAGGAGUCCAUGAGGAGAAAGUCCAAGAGCACCCACCAAGCAGGACCUGA
Messenger RNA from Psammomys obesus (fat sand rat), 990 nucleotides. RefSeq names its product synaptonemal complex central element protein 1 (gene Syce1). NCBI's taxonomy places the organism in Eukaryota, Metazoa, Chordata, Mammalia, Rodentia, Muridae. Gene Ontology annotation, cellular component: synaptonemal complex. Gene Ontology annotation, biological process: synaptonemal complex assembly. The coding region runs from base 1 to 990 and encodes 329 amino acids. The transcript is spliced from 13 exons. The record is from RefSeq and is a predicted model, not a curated record.